Molecule: messenger RNA, 1127 nt
Organism: Bombyx mandarina (wild silkworm)
Lineage: Eukaryota; Metazoa; Arthropoda; Insecta; Lepidoptera; Bombycidae
Product: L-xylulose reductase
Biological process (GO): glucose metabolic process; xylulose metabolic process
Molecular function (GO): carbonyl reductase (NADPH) activity; L-xylulose reductase (NADPH) activity
Source: RefSeq, a predicted model, not a curated record
GCGCACUCUCCUGUCUGAUGUCAGCUAUUAUUGCUGUACUACUGUAGUCUAUAAUCUGUAUCAACUGCAAUAAUUUUCAGGACAUUCAGUUUAACUAAAAAUGGAAAUAUCUUUUAAAGGCAAAAGAAUUCUCGUUACCGGUGCCGGGCAAGGUAUCGGCAGAGGAAUUGCGAUUGAAUUAUGGCGUGCAGGUGCAAAUAUAGUUGCAUUGUCACGAACUCGUUCGCACUUAGAAAGUCUUCAGAGUGAAUACCCCUCUAUAGACAUUGUAGACGUUGAUAUAGGAGAUUGGGAGAAGACGAGGAAGGUUGUUGAAUCUUUAGGUCACUUUGAUGCGUUGGUGAACAACGCAGCUGUUGCUGUAUGUGAACCAUUUUUGGACUGUUCGCCGAGCAACUUUGACAAAACGUUUGAUGUAAAUGUUAAAGCAGUCUUAAAUAUAAGUCAAGUAGUUGCAAGGAAAAUGAUUGAGAAUAAAACUCAUGGUGCCAUUGUCAACAUCUCAUCUCAGGCAUCAAAGGCUGCUCUGAAAGACCACACCAUCUACAGUGCUUCAAAAGCUGCUUUGGAUGCUCUGACUCGAGCUAUGGCUUUAGAACUAGGACCAUAUGGAAUCAGAGUAAAUGCUAUCAAUCCUACUGUGAUAAUGACUGAGAUGGCUAAAGUUGGUUGGUCAGAUCCUAUAAAAGCCAAUGAAAUGCUUUCUAAAAUACCACUUGGAAGAUUUGGUGAGAUAUCCGAAGUAGUAAAUGCGGUGGUUUUCCUCCUGAGUGAAAGAUCUAGUAUGAUUAAUGGUGUAGAAUUGCCCAUAGAUGGUGGUUUCCUCGCUACAUAAUAUCUGAAUAUAUUAUCAUACCAAAAGACUUGCGAAUUGUAUGGCUUAAUAUAUUUUGAAAUAUUAUUACAAUUAACGAAAGUGCAAAAAAAACAUAGUGAGAAUAACCAAAGAUUGAAAAUGCUAAAAAAUAUUUUUGGCCAUAUAUGUAUAACCAAAAAAAUGUCAAAUUUCUUCUCUUAAGUUGUUGCGAAACUAGAAGUUAGUCAAGAAUUAUAUCCAGACAACUUCUAUUAAUCUUAAUACAUUUCGAAUUUAACUAUAUUGAAAACUUACCAUAAAUAUAAAAAUA